This is a messenger RNA of Pelmatolapia mariae (spotted tilapia), 2862 nucleotides long. Its product is annotated as tetraspanin-13-like. The transcript has 6 exons. Gene Ontology annotation, cellular component: plasma membrane. Lineage: Eukaryota; Metazoa; Chordata; Actinopteri; Cichliformes; Cichlidae. The coding region runs from base 226 to 834 and encodes 202 amino acids. The record is from RefSeq and is a predicted model, not a curated record.
CUCUGUGAAAUCUUCUUGUGAGAUCAUCUCGAAAUUUCUGCAAUCAACUGCUUGAGUGAGUCACCUCAGCUGACAAAUCAGCGCGCAGGAUCUCUCCAGGAAGCACCUGUCGGGUCUCCACCUGCAGAUCAGCAGGUACAGCCACCCGGAGCGUCAAGAGAGGCACGCUGAGAGAGCUGGAGGAGAAGAAAUCUCGUUUUUAAACGUUUUGUCCCGAGAGCAGCGAUGGUUUGCGGCGGAUUCGUUUGCACCAAGAACGCACUCAGCGCGCUCAACAUCCUUUAUGUGCUGGUGAGCCUGCUGCUGAUUGGCGUGGCAGCCUGGGGGAAAUGGUUUGGCCUGGUCUCCAGUAUCCAGGUGGUGGCAGGGGUCAUCGGCGUGGGAGUCUUCCUGUUCUUUGUUGCCUUUGUGGGUCUGUGCGGUGCCCUAAAGCACCACCAGGUCCUGCUCUUCUUUUACAUGAUGAUCCUCUCCAUAGUGUUUGUGCUGCAGUUUUCAGUGUCCUGUGCAUGUCUGGCUCUCAAUAAAGAUCAACAGAACUUGCUGCUGGAGGCCGGAUGGAACAAAUCUCAAGGCACUCAGAAGGACGUGGAGAGGACUCUAAACUGCUGCGGCUUCUCUCAAGUGAACAACAGCUCGUGUCCUGCUGUCUGCGUUACCACUUCAUCUUGUGUGGCCUGCGCAGACAUCCUCCAGAAUUAUGCCGGGCAGGUGCUGCAGUUUGUGGGCGGCAUCGGCCUCUUCUUCAGUUUCACAGAGGUCCUUGGAGUCUGGCUCACCCACAGAUACAGAAACCUCAAAGAUCCUCGAUCCAAUCCCAGAGCCUUCCUGUAACCGAUCGCAUGUAAAUCAACCCAAAAGUACGCCGCUGAAUCAUUUUUCUUCUCUUUUGUUUCGUAAACCAAACUUAUCUCUGUGUUUGUAAGUUCUAAAAUGAGUCUGCAACUUUUGAUGCACAGUCGGGAUUAAAAUCCUGCAUCCUUUGAAAGCACAAAGCCUCACAGCUCAAAUGAUUCAAACCACUUAAGGAUAAACACACCGUAUCAAACUCUGGCCUUACCUAAACUUUGGCUGUUUAAUAUCUCCACACUUUUAAAAUUGUACGCAUUUGACAGGAAAUGAGGAAAAAAUAAUGGAUCCAGCUUUAACUUAGAUAUUAUUCAUAAGAAAAGAUGCCUGCUGUGGUUCUGGCCCAGGAGCUUCUUACUGUGAGGCAACAGUUUUAACUACUGAGUCCCUGCCAUGUUUAUUACUAAUGACACAGUGAAUCAACAUGGCAUAAAAGCUCCCUGUGUAAAUGGUGCAGGCAGUAAAAUGUUGUGCAAUGUUAGAAAAGUAUGAUUGCAAACAAGGUUUUAAUUUUAUUAGACGUCUGUGUUAUUCAAUGCUUCACUCUCUGUAAACUGACAUGUCAUUGUCACAAAGUGAUUAUGAAUUCAACUUCUUGCUUGAAUUAUUGUUUUUUCGUCUUUAAAGGUUUCAGUCUUUCUUUUAUAACUGCUACUUAAAAUAAGAAGCAUGUUUUGUUUUUUUUUCAUUGUGAACAUUGUGUAUUCUUCUUCUCAUUUAAUUUCUAGGAUGAAAACAUUGAUAGGACUCAUGUACUAUAUAUAAGCCGGCUUGUGCUGAAACAUGUUAAUCAGCCGUGUGCUCGUAUAAGGCACGUGCUGUUUGACGUGUGCUGGACUUUUCUCUUUGUCAGAACGUCACCGGGAUCUUUCAGGAGUUCAUCUAUAAAACUGAGCUACAAUCAACUUUGAUCUCGAGUACGACAUAAGCAACAUGCUGCUGCUCACACUUCUCUAAUGAGCUGUUCUUUUUUUCCUGUUAUGCUUCUGUCAUUACUUUCUCACAGAUAUAUUUGAAGUCAGGAUUCUUGUCUCACUUAUGUCUCUGUUAAAGAGUAUGAGUAGUUAUUUAUAGGUAGUUAUUUACUGAAAUGGAGAUAAUCUUAUGUCAUGUGAUCUUAGUAAUCCAAGCUUCUGUUGACUGUGGGCUUGAAAAUGAUGUCUUUUUGAAGGAUGGUCAGUCAUAUACUUUUCUUUUUCGAUGCAUGUUACUGUCAUAACUCUCACUGGUUCUGGUAUUUAUGUGAAGGCAGUCAUCAAGUUAAGCUGAUUUAACAUUCAUCAGGCCUCUGCUGACCCAUUUACAGUUGGAGUUGGAGUUUAGGUUAAGUUAAAGUCUCCUGUUUGUUUUUUGGAAAACCAAAUGUGAAAGCUUUUAAUGGAAAAAUGCUGUCAAAAUAAAUGUUUAAGACUUCAUUUGAAACAUAUCUUCUAGUUUUUGAAGCUUACUUACGCACUAAGCUUACUUAACACGUGGCCAAAACAAAAUCCAAGCCUAUCCCAAUAAAAGCCACCCAAGCCUUUCUGGCAGUAAAGAAGAGUAAGGCUAAGCAUGCCCUGAUGAUUACUUUUAAUAAUGAAGGCCGGGGAAAUACCCGCUCCUCAUCAUGUAACCUAUGUUGUUUCUCUGAGUGAGCGACUCUUCUCUGCUCUGAACAUGUGAUGGAGCGGAGAGGUGGUCUCGAUGUGAUGAAGAGGCCCGUCAGUCAAAACUACAAGCUCCUGGUUUGUGCUCCCGUCUUUCUCUGGCUGAAACAAAUGAAGCAUAUUUGCAGCUCUCUUUCUUGGCAGACAGUUUGACUUGUCUAACAGGAAGUGACAGAUGAAUAAACUGCUCAAAUUUUGUCAUUUUGAGUGUUAUCACAUUUCCUUCCUGUUUCCAUUCUUUAUGCUAAGCUGAGUUGACCAGUCACUGGUUAAACAGACUCCUUCUUGAACUUUUCCUCUAAGAAUCUCAAUUAUUAUUCUCUCGUCUUGAAGCGGUAAUAAAGAGAAGCUGUGUGAGCUCAGCAAA